CUCAUAGCAAAGGGUGUCAUCGAGGCGGACAACGAAAUUGUCGAUAAAUGGCUAUGCGUUCUACCAUUUGGCUAUCCAAUUCCAACAAUCGGCAGAGACGAUGAGUUGAGAAGAAUACAUCGAAUAUUGCAGGAGCACAAUCUUUAUUCGCGUGGUCGAUUCGGCGGGUGGAAAUACGAAAUUUCAAAUCAAGAUCACAGUUUCGCUAUGGGAAUGCAAUGGGUCAAUUAUUUGCUCUAUGGAAUUCCAGAAACUCUGUACACAUUAUAA
This is a messenger RNA of Anisakis simplex (herring worm), 270 nucleotides long. The record is from the annotation of a GenBank genome assembly. NCBI's taxonomy places the organism in Eukaryota, Metazoa, Nematoda, Chromadorea, Rhabditida, Anisakidae.